Molecule: messenger RNA, 2241 nt
Organism: Aedes albopictus (Asian tiger mosquito)
Lineage: Eukaryota; Metazoa; Arthropoda; Insecta; Diptera; Culicidae
Product: probable 4-coumarate--CoA ligase 1
Exons: 3
Coding region: 1-1758 (585 amino acids)
Biological process (GO): fatty-acyl-CoA biosynthetic process; long-chain fatty acid metabolic process
Molecular function (GO): long-chain fatty acid-CoA ligase activity
Source: RefSeq, a predicted model, not a curated record
AUGCGUAACUUCCACUAUAGACAAUGCGUGUGGGUAGUGUCCCCUCAACUAGUCGCAAUCGUCUCAGUUUCCGCGAACAGAACGCAUCUCAUCCAGAGCACAGCCAUCAUGUUCACCACCUACGACUCCAGGACAAAGAUAUGGUCGGGCGUCAAAAUGCCAGGUCCAUUCAAUCCGCAAGCAAACCUAGGACAUCUGAUCCUCAACGUGCUGGAACGGAACCCGUCCAUGGUGGCACAGGUCAGCGUGGAGUCCGGAGUGGAGCUAACCUGUGAAGAGUUACGCCUCCGCUCGAUACGAGCCGCUCAGAACUUGACCAAGCUGGGCUACCAGCAGGGUGACAUGAUUGGUUUUGCCGUGAGGAAUCGGGAAAACGUGGCACCGUUGGUGUACGGGUGCUUUCUGAUUGGGGCGCCGGUUAACUGUGUAGAUCCGGAUUUCACGGUCGAUGACAUGGCGCACAUGUUUCGCAUCAGCAAACCGACGCUGGUGAUGGCCGAUGGAGACAAUGUGGAAACCGUGAAAAGGGCUUGCCGUGAUGCUGAGAUAAACGCUAAGAUCGUUGUAGUAGCGGAUGAUGCGGAUUGUGAUGGUGGAGAUAUAUCUGUGAAAGAUGUGCUCCAAAAAACGGAGAACGAGCAGUUUUUCUUCCCACCCUAUCUCGGUGACUCGGAAAAGCUUAUCGCUGCAGUUGUUUGCUCAUCUGGAACUACCGGUAUGCCAAAGGGGAUAUGCUUAUCGCAUGCACAUAUCAUACACCAAAGCGCUUUGAUAUGCAAUAUCCACAUGUACAGGACGCCGUUCGCGUUCAGCUCGCUCUACUGGGUAUCGGGAUUCUACCAGUUGAUUCAAAGCCCGUUCAAUAACUGCCCGCGCUACAUCUCGACUCGCCGUUUCAGUCCAGAGGCACUGUUCGAAAUCGUUGAAAAGUACUCGAUCACCCACGUGUUCUGCCCACCUGCUCAAAUAGCGAUGAUCCUUCAAAGCCCCCAAUUGGGCGAAGCCAACCUUUCCAGUAUCAAAACUUUCUAUUCUGCCGGUGGACCUGUUUCGCCUGGACUUCGUCAGUCACUGGAGAAGCAGAUACCCUCAUGUCGAACUGCAGUCGGAUACGGGACUUCGGAGAUCGGUUAUAUUGCUACGGAUGCUUUUGGAUUCAUGCGGGAAGGAUCCGUGGGGAUGCUAGCUACGAAUAUAGAAGCGAAGUUGUUGGAUGACGACGGAAACCAGGUGGACAUGAAAGAACAUGGCGUUCUCUGGUUUAGAUACCCUAUCAAACCACUGGGCUACCUGCAUAACGAGGCUGCAACUGAUGAACUAUUGACUGACGAUGGUUGGGUUAGCACCGGAGACGUGGGAUAUUUUGACGACGAUAGUUUUCUGUUUCUGGUGGACAGGAAAAAGGAAAUCAUCAAAUACAAAAGCUACCAAAUAUCACCGGCGGAGAUCGAAGCCGUAAUUGAGCAACUUCCGGAAGUGGCUCAAGCCUGCGUCGUAGGACUGUUUGAUCCGGUGAUGCACGUAGACUUGCCCACUGCAGUGGUGCAAAUCCGGCCACAUUGUACGCUUGUUGAGGAACGUGUGGUCGAGCAUGUGGCCAACAAACUAGCUGAAUUCAAACAUCUUCGUGGUGGAGUGUUCUUCAUGGAUGAACUGCCCACGACAAAAUCUGGGAAACUUCAAAGAUAUGAAAUUAGGAAGUACGCGGAGAUGAGGGUCGGCAAAAACGCCAGCAAAAUACAUCCAACUGGAGGUUAAAUAUACAAUACAUUUCAAUAACUUUGUCUGCAUGUACCACCCUGAAUGCAAAAUGAAAAAUGUAUAACCAGGAAAUAUUUGAUUUGUUUUAUUUGAUUUACUAUAUUGGCAUUCGGUCAGCAUACGCGAAAGUGGGGUUUUCCGGUUUGGGAGGUUAUGUUAUCUUACUGCGAUCGCUACGCUGACAGGUUAUGGGCCCAGGGAAGUUUGUUUAGGGUUGAGUUCGAGAAGCGAGGAGACUAAAAUGUGAAACAAUGAGUAGGCCGAUAUCCGAUGAGCUGUUAACAGGCGAUUUGACUGGGUGUCAGCAGUUGUUGUGGCCUCUCGAAUCUCGAAACCUCCAACACUCGUUGGAAAUCGAGGAUCGUGAGUGAGCUGCCACUAGAAUCAAGUGAUCGAGGCGGUAUGGUGCUGGUUGACUAACUGACGGUAGAAGCUUGAUGGUAAGUGUGGCUAUACUGAUUAAAGACGAUGUGCUGAGCC